UGCGGUUGCCAUGAAGAUAUUUCGAUAAACAUUUAGCACAUCACAAGCGUAGCUAAAAGUUGACGCCUCGUCACAACAACAAUAGAGUUGAAAAGAAAAAGUUGGGGAAAGUUGCUGUAGAAUCAGAAAUGGCCUGCAGUUGCAGCCCACUGUUCUUUGUCUUUCUUCGGAAGAAUCUGCUCUACUUGCGAUGCAACUUCCUGCCGUUGUUCUUCAUCAGCAUCGGAUUCUGCGGAGUCCUGACUGCGUACCUCCACUGGUCAACGAAGCCCGUGCAGCACCAAAUGGAGGAGUUUGAGCCCAAAAAUGAGAUGGUACUAAGAGAAACGUACUUCCCCGGCAAUGAAUUUGACUAUAUUUACUAUGCUCCAGUCUCCUCGAAUGUCGAGGACAUUGUGGACCUCCUGCGGUUGGAUCUGGCGAUCAUACCAGAGCGACUUAAGGCCUACAACAACAGUUUCGAGAUGCAGCUGGACAUGGAGCAGCAAUGCCGGGCGAAUUGCUUCGCCAUCAACUUUGACCAAGUGCCAAACCGUGGUUCUGGCGGAAAGUUUCGAUACAGCCUGAGCUCGAAUCAGAUGAGGAUCUCGCCCAGGAAGCGAUACGUGAACGACGAGGAAAUUAAUCACCAGAAAGAUGAUGACGAUUACAUUCGAGCCGGUUUCUUGACCUUGCAGCACAUUUUGGACAAGCAAUACAUGAAAUACCAGGAGCUGGGAAAGAACUAUGAGGUGCUGGUCAGCUCGAUGCCAAACCUGGAGGUUAUUAGCAUGGAAAGCCAUCGUCUCACAUACUUUGGCACCCUGUGCAGCAUCCUGUUCAAUGUUGUGCUACUGAGCACCUUUGUGGUGCCCUUUGUGGAGGAGAAACAGAACGGACUGAAGGAGUUUUUGAACCUGGUCACUCCCAUGAGUUUUCUCAACGGCCUCACCUUCUUUCUCAUUCGAUUCGUUUGCUAUACGGCGCUGAUUAUUAUUGUCUUGGUCGUUGCUUACCUGUACAAAGCACUGGGGCUGAUCUGCUUCGCUUAUGUGGCGGUGUUGUUUCUGCUUUACAUUUUGUCCACCAUGUCGUACGCCUAUCUGAUCUCUGUUUGUUUCCACUCAGUUUUCUAUGCCAAGAUUGGCGGCCUGGUGAUGCUAAUCAUUCCCUAUGUCUUCUCAUUUGUGAGAAGCUGGGCCACAUCGGUGGCCUUUGUGUUUCUUAGCACCAAUGCCUUCCUCGAGGGAUUGGAUAUAUUCCAAACGUUCUCUAAUAAGCAUCGCGAAUUUGGUGCUGCGGAUCUUUUUCGGGAAAUCAAAUACGAUUGCUCUAGGAUGUUUUGGGUCUAUGUGGUUCUUGUUUUCCAAGCCUUUUUGUACGCCCUGCUUUACAACUACUUGGGUUGUGUGUUUCCUGGUCCCGGUGGUCUGAAGCGUCCAAUUUUCUUUUUCUUAGAUCCCAAGACGUACCAAAAACGACAACGCAAUGAAUACACGACUGCGCCGCGCGGCGCCCAAGCCAUUAUAAUCACCGAGUUGUGCAAGAAGUUCCAGACAAGUAAGCGCGAAACGCUAAUUUCGGACAAUCUAAAUAUGACGAUCAACAACAAGGAGAUAACUGUUCUACUGGGACACAAUGGAGCUGGCAAGACCACGAUGAUGAACAUGAUAAUGGGACUGGUGCCAAAGGAUUCGGGCAAGAUAAUCGUGUGCAGUGAGCGCGAUGUGGCCUCCUAUCGCCACCUGAUCGGCUUCUGUCCGCAGCACAGUGUGUUCAUGAGCUACAUGACCUGUCACCAGCACUUGGAGUUCUUUGCCCAGCUGCGUGGAGCUCGUCGCUGCGAUGCCCGCGAUUGGGCGGAUGAGAAGCUGAGGAAACUGGGAUUGGGCGACAAGCGAGACGAAUUCGGAAGGAAUUUGUCGGGAGGCAUGAAGAGGCGACUAUCUUUGGGCAUCGCCAUUGCGGGAAACACCAAAAUCGUAAUCCUAGACGAGCCCUCAUCCGGACUGGACAUAAAUUCACGGCGAGAACUGUGGGACAUCCUCUUGAAUCUGCGCAAGGAGAAGGCCAUUCUGGUGACCACCCACUACAUGGAGGAGGCCGAGGUGCUGGGCGAUACCAUCUGCAUACUGGCCAAUGGCAAGCUACAAACCACCGGGUCUCCUUUGGAAUUGAAGCGCAAAUCGGGCAUCGGCUAUCGCUUGAAAUUGGAAGUCAACGAUUUUACAUUCCGCGAAAACGAAAUAAUGGAAAUAAUCCACGACUUUGUACCGACAGCCCGAGUUUUGAAUGUGGUGAAGCCCACUGUGUAUAUUUGCCUGCCGUAUGCCUAUAAAAAGUGCUUUGCAGAAAUGCUACACAAACUGGAGACGAAAACGAAUCAGCUGGGCAUAAGUACCAUUUCCAUGACGGAUACUUCUUUGGAGGAUGUUUUCCUACGUUGUGCCGGUGAGCAGGAUCAAGUGGACACUCCAGAUGGCUCCAGAAAUGAUGCACCGCUUCUUACGCCCUAUAAAAGAUUACCCAGUCAGCCGAUGCAACCGAGUCUUUUACAACUUUGGAUGGCAGUCUUUUACAAAAAGUGGACCUUUAUCACCAAUGAAUGGUUAUAUACCCUGAUAAUGCUUUCCAUACCCUUUGUUUGCGUUUGCGGGGCCAUACUCGUCAUGCACGCCAUGUCCAUAGUGGAGAACGAGGAGGCGCUGCCGCUGAAACUCAGCCAGAUGGGCGGAGGCAUUAUUUACAUUCACAAUCCGACGGGCCAUCACGCCCAGGUGGAGCAGCAGCUGCGUCAGCAGAUAGAACUGUUCGGCAUUACGGCGAAAACAUUGCAGCUGCGCGGGAGCAAUGAUGUGAAAAAUGAAUCCCUCGACUUGCAACGCGAUAACCUGGCUGACUUUCUGGAACAGGUGAUAGGCAUCAUCGACAUGUACGGCGGUGGGCGUGGCACUGCGGAUACGCCAGUCAUAGAGAUUUUUUACUCGGGCAAUCGCUAUCACAGCUCAGUGGAGCUCAUUAACUUGGUGGACUCGUCGAUGCUGAAGAUGGAGCGUCAGGAGGGGGAUAUUGAUACGACCUACGUGCCCAUUCGACGAUUCGUUAGCGACAUAAGUCCUUCCCGCCUGGAAUACUAUGCCGUCAUCGUGUCCGUCGGCAUGUUCUUCUUCAUGUUCUACUUCAUCUCGCUGCCGUUCCGGGAAUACGCCAAUGGAUUCCGCCAGCUGCAGACGAUGUCGCGAUUUACUUAUUGGCUGUCUCACUUCGCCUUUGAUAUGCUGCUACUGAUUUUUGUCUGCGUCGCGCUUUUCAUAUUGCAAUAUUUGGUUAUGCCCGCUGAACUUUACUCUGUCGCGGAUCUAAGGAUCAUUGUGUUGAGCAACUUCUUCUACUGCUGCAGCUACCUGCCCAUUUUGUAUGCUUUGGGAAACAACUUCAAGUCUAUUUCAACGAUAUCCACCUAUUUGCUGCUGAUGCUGAUUGUUUCGGCCAUUGCCCCUUUGAUCACCUCUAGCAAUGCGGCGGCCAUGAAACUGCACGAAACCAAGAUCGCCUUCCUGUGCUUCCUGCCGGACUUUAAUCUGAACCACCAGUUGCGCAUCGUCAACGAGAACUUUAUUGCCCGUCGUCGUGCGGGUGUGAUAAAGAAUCUGCUUUGCGAGGAAACCUUCUUUGUCUAUGCCAUCGCGGUGUGUGUCCUGGUCAUGGCUUUCUUCACCGUCGUGCUGGAGCACAAAUAUUUGCGUCAACGGUUGCAUAAUGGCAUCUGGAACUGGACAUUACCGAAGAAAAAGACGGGCACUGCUCCCCCUACGCCGAUUUCGGAAAUUGAUGAUUGUGCCCAGGAGGAGAAACGGGUUGAGGAUCUCAUUAAGAAGCCUUCGCUGGGUUAUCCACUGAUUGUGAGCAAUCUUCGCAAGAACUACCGCGAAACGGUAGCUGUGGACGGACUGAGUUUCGCAGCCGCCCAAGGAGAAUGCUUUGGUCUUCUAGGCGUAAAUGGAGCGGGCAAAACGAGUACGUUCCAGAUGAUAGCCGCCAAUUUGCCACUGGAUAAUGGCACCAUUCGCAUUGAUAACAUUGAAAUUCGUCAGGAUGAGGUGGCCUAUCGCCACCGCUUCGGCUACUGUCCGCAGUACGAUGCUCUCAAUAAGUUCAUGACCGCCGAGCAGUGUCUACACUACAUGGCUUUGCUGCGUGGCUUGAGCAACAACGUCGAGGGAGCAGGCAGCGUCAAGGAGCACGUUAAGUACUGGCUGGAGAAGAUGCAUUUAACCAAGUAUCAGCAGGUGCAAGUGCGUCACUAUUCGGGCGGCACCAAGCGCAAGCUUUUGGCGGCGAUGGCCAUGAUAGGAGCGCCCAAACUGGUGCUCCUGGACGAACCCACCACCGGCGUGGAUCCCAUCUCGCGACGGUUUCUCUGGCAGUGCAUCAAGGACUUUCAGGGACAGGACCGCACGGUGGUGCUCACGUCGCAUAGCAUGGAUGAGUGCGAGGAGCUGUGCAAUCGCUUGGCCAUCAUGGCCCAUGGCAAGUUCAAGUGUCUGAACAAUAUCUGUGCCCUUAAGCGAUUAAGUGGCUUUACCAUAAAGCUGAAAAUGAAGGAGGACACCGAAACAGAGGAGAAUGUGAGCACUAUUACAGGCACUCUGAAAUCACAAUUCGCUGGACUGGAAAUGCGUGAGAACCAUGCCGGCACCCUAACCUACUUCGUAAGCACCCAGGAGAACAUAGUCCUCUGGUCGGACGUCUUCAAAAUAUCAGAGGACUAUCUGGCCGAUCGGUUGAGUGACCUCGUGGCAGACUAUUCUGUCAACGAGUGCACACUGGAGGAUAUUUUUCUCAAGUACGAGAAGGAGUCACAGUCAAAAGCAACGUCACGUCAGAGCUCCGUGCAACGAAGUAUGGAAAUUGGAAACUAUGUAUAAGUUGGCAGGUGGCAAUAUCACUAAGUAUGAGUACAAGACUGCCGUCGUGGGGAAUCAGGCACGCCUUCAUUUCCGCGACACCAUCUAUCAUCUGUAUAAAUUCCACUUAGCUCGUCUCUCGACCAGUAUUCAUUUUCCUCUAAGAAUCUCUUUACCCCCUAAAAAGGGUAAUCCUCUCGACGGCGGUCGAUUGUGCUUAGGGCUGUCGGCAGGAUUCAUGAACUUAACAUAUAUUAACAUAUUUAAUAUUAAAUAUAAAAAUAAGAAGAAUAAACAAAUAAUUUUGAAAUACA
Drosophila takahashii is the source of this 5200-nucleotide messenger RNA. It is a transcript of the gene Eato, whose product is annotated as Engulfment ABC Transporter in the ovary. Gene Ontology annotation, cellular component: intracellular membrane-bounded organelle; membrane. Lineage: Eukaryota; Metazoa; Arthropoda; Insecta; Diptera; Drosophilidae. Gene Ontology annotation, biological process: transmembrane transport; lipid transport. Gene Ontology annotation, molecular function: ATP hydrolysis activity; ATP binding; lipid carrier activity. The record is from RefSeq and is a predicted model, not a curated record.